AAACACAACGGUUGCGCUUCAAUUUCAAAUUUUGAUAUCUAUCGAUAACAACGCAAAUUCUCUCUCACCACCAAAGGAGUAAUGGCCAAACAAACGAAUUUGGACACACAUACGGAACAGAUGCUGGGAGAUUUGGAAGACCUUAAGAAUUGGUUCCAACAGAAUGAGAAGCUCCCGCAGGAAAUUGAACCGUUGUUGCUGCGACGUUUCUAUCAAUGCAUGUACGGAAAUCUGGAGGAUACCAAAAAACUCAUCGAGGUUAACUAUGCCCUGCGCCAAAAGCAUCCACAUUUGUUCAUCCAAAGGGAUCCCCUAGAUGAUGAUAGUCGUCGGACCUUUGAUUAUGCAGAUAUUAUACCACUGCCGGGUCUAACACCGGAAAAGUACAAGGUCUCACUAUAUCGUUUUAGAGACUUUGAACCGUCCAAGAUGCAUCACACCGAGGAUACGCGUGCAUUUUUUAUGGUCGCUGAUUGUCGUUUCAUUACCGUUGAUGAUCCAGCCAAUGAUGAGGUUUUGUCGGAAGGUGAAGUGCAAAUUUUUGAUAUGAAAGGAACCACAAUGCGCCAUAUAUCGCGCUUGACCAUUAGUACGCUGCGCGCCUAUGUUAAAUUUUUGCAAUUGGCUUUCCCUGUGCGACUUCGUGCCAUUCAUAUGGUCAAUUGUCCUACUUAUUUGGACCGUAUUAUAAGUGUGGUAAAGCCUUUUAUUAGUGAUGAGGUGUAUAAAUUGAUACGCUUUCACACUACCAAUAUAGAGACGUUGUAUGAUUCUGUACCCCGCGAGAUGCUGCCAGAAGAGUAUGGUGGAACUGCUGGAUCCUUGGACAAAUUGCGGGAACAGACGCAAAAGAUUUUGCUUGAUAAAAGAGACUAUCUAAUGGAUCCGAAGCAGUGGGUUGUUGAAAAGACUGAAAAGCGCAACGGUCAAUCAUCGUCGUGGAGAAUAUUCAAAUGAAAAUCUUACAUGCUGAAUGGCAAAUGACAAAAAUGUUAUAUUUUUUAUGUUUUGUUUUUGUAGCUAAUCAAAUAAUUUUGGUAUUUGUUCAUAUACAUUUUAUUUAUGUAUUGUCAGUUCCUCAAGUGUACUAAACUGGGUUGUACCCCAAAAUCAUAAACGUAUUAUAUAUAUAUAUAUAUAUUUAUUAAGUUCGGCAAAGGAUCAAAUAUAGUUGUAAUUGUUAUAAUGUUUAGCAAAAAUAAACAAAAUUUUUUGUUUUAAAAAACGGUCAUGCAAAAACUACUGAGAAACAUUUUAAAUCCCAACGCUUUCAGCUAACGGUUAAUAGGACUAAAGUCAGUUACAAAAAAAGGUAUCGCACUUGAUAGUUAUCGACGGCCUUUAUAACCAAUUUUUAUCGCCAUCAACAACAGUAAUCGAUAAGUUAAGAAGGUCAUCUCUAAUGGUUGGGACUUUUGCGUGUGGAGUGUAACAAUAACAACAAUUCAAUAAAGAAAUCGUAUAUAGAUUUAAGAGAAGCUUAAACACACACACGAAGAAUAUGGAGCGUCCUCAGAAAAUGCCCAAGGUGGCUAAGGU
Drosophila willistoni is the source of this 1539-nucleotide messenger RNA. RefSeq names its product alpha-tocopherol transfer protein-like. Gene Ontology annotation, cellular component: membrane. The record is from RefSeq and is a predicted model, not a curated record. Lineage: Eukaryota; Metazoa; Arthropoda; Insecta; Diptera; Drosophilidae. Gene Ontology annotation, molecular function: phosphatidylinositol bisphosphate binding. The coding region runs from base 82 to 957 and encodes 291 amino acids. The transcript has 5 exons.